This is a messenger RNA of Fusarium keratoplasticum, 663 nucleotides long. RefSeq lists its product as uncharacterized. Bases 1 to 663 code for a protein of 220 amino acids. The transcript has a single exon. NCBI's taxonomy places the organism in Eukaryota, Fungi, Ascomycota, Sordariomycetes, Hypocreales, Nectriaceae. The record is from RefSeq and is a predicted model, not a curated record.
AUGGACAUCUUCUCAAAAAAGGCUGACCCUGCGUCACUAAAAACUGAAUUCGAGGACCCAUGGAUAGCCUGGCCGAGAUUCUGCCCCGUUGACUCAAUUGUUCAAACGUCAGUCGAUCUGCUGGCCGAAGUCGAGAGCACAAUGGGAGUGAAUCACUCCAAAACGCACAUCAUCAAUGUGGCCGACCAAGUUCGGCGCGUCUUGGGAAGUCUUGAUCUUGUGGUUUCCCAAGUAUCGCCGGCCACUAGCCGGCAUUCUAGCCCUCCUACGUACUUCAACGGACUUUUGAGAAACCGGUCUGCUACCUCGGCAGCUAUCGCCAAGAGCCUCUACCUUACUGUGCGGUUACACCUCGUCGACGCGCUUCUACGAUCUUUCGAUGCCCAAGUUCACGUCGCGGAAGCCGACGAUGAUCUCCCGUCCCCGAUUCCCGAGUGGUUAGUCAUCGAGCAGGAAGCUGGACUACGCACACUCUGGGAGGAGGUCACGGCUGCGCUGGCACCUGGUGGACAAGCCCCCGGGGCAAAGGAGAAUGCACCUGGGGCUGCCUCCCGCAUGUUCUGCCUGUCAUGGCCUAUGGCGGCUAUAUCACAAUCGACCAUGACCAGUGAACAGUGGAAACGUAGAGUGUGGGAACUGAUUGAAAAGGACAGUGGGCAAUAG